AUGAUGCCACUUCCCAAGUUCUCCACAGCAGCUCCGAUGUACCCCUCAGCUCAGAUCAUCGAAGACCGAUACAUAGACGACGAAAAGCUCUUGGAGAUAUGCAAGGAAAGGUUUGGAUGGGGCAACUACAAAUUAAAGUACAAGUUUAACAGAUGGUAUCUCCAAGCCCCUUGUUGGCUUGACGAAGAGACACUUGAGCUCUGCGAGAUCCAGUAUCCCUAA
This is a messenger RNA of Ascochyta rabiei, 222 nucleotides long. RefSeq lists its product as uncharacterized. Lineage: Eukaryota; Fungi; Ascomycota; Dothideomycetes; Pleosporales; Didymellaceae. Bases 1 to 222 code for a protein of 73 amino acids. The transcript has 3 exons. The record is from RefSeq and is a predicted model, not a curated record.